Molecule: messenger RNA, 1777 nt
Organism: Drosophila obscura
Lineage: Eukaryota; Metazoa; Arthropoda; Insecta; Diptera; Drosophilidae
Product: endoplasmic reticulum-Golgi intermediate compartment protein 2
Exons: 3
Coding region: 299-1630 (443 amino acids)
Biological process (GO): endoplasmic reticulum to Golgi vesicle-mediated transport; retrograde vesicle-mediated transport, Golgi to endoplasmic reticulum
Cellular component (GO): membrane; endoplasmic reticulum; COPII-coated ER to Golgi transport vesicle
Source: RefSeq, a predicted model, not a curated record
UUUGCGGUCACACUGCACCCAUCAGCUGUUUCUGUAACCGGCGAUUAAAUUUUUUGUGGCAUUUUAACGAUCGGGUUUGUUUAUCCUAGAUAAGAUUACAAUUUAUCGAGAUAAGACGGCCCAAGCCAUAGUACUAGUGGAUUGAUAAACGGCAUAAACAAGCGCACACGCCUCCGGGACUUGGGGAGGCUUGGUGACAGAGAAGGUGGGGCAGUGGCGAGAGCUUGGAGUACGUGGCAAUCAUGCCGGGAAUUCUGGCUUGAAAAGCACACAGACAUUCCUCUCCCAUUCAAGCAAUAUGACGGCCACAUUGCGUUAUCGUGGUGAUAAAAGCAAUCUUCUGGACUUUGCCAGGAAUCUGGAUGCCUUCAAGAAGGUCCCUGAGAAGUACACAGAAACCACGGAAAUAGGCGGCACACUGUCCCUGCUGAGCCGCCUGCUGAUUGUGUAUCUGGUCUACACGGAGCUGCAAUACUACUGGAAUGAAACGGACAUAGUGUACCAGUUCGAGCCGGACAUUUCCUUGGACGAGCAGGUGCAGAUGCACGUGGACAUAACAGUGGCCAUGCCUUGCGUCGCCCUCUCUGGUGUGGACCUCAUGGACGAGACGCAGCAGGAUGUAUUCGCCUACGGCACGUUGCAGCGCGAGGGCGUCUGGUGGAAGAUGUCGGAUAAGGAUCGCCAACACUUCCAGUUCAUUCAGAUGACCAACCAUUAUCUGCGCGAGGAGUUCCAUUCGGUGGCCGAUGUGCUUUUCAAGGACAUCAUGCGCGAUCCGUAUCCCAUGAAGGGUGACCCCACCGCCGGCUCGGCCAUGGCCCCAGUGGCUCCGCCUCCAGGGGCUGUGCCCGCCAGCCUGGAGCUGCAUCUGCCCAAUGGACAGCCGGAGACAAAGUUUGAUGCCUGCCGCCUGCACGGCACUCUGGGCAUUAACAAGGUUGCCGGCGUUCUGCAUUUAGUGGGCGGCGCCCAGCCCGUGGUUGGACUGUUCGAGGACCACUGGGUGAUCGAGCUUCGCCGUAUGCCGGCCAACUUCACGCACCGCAUCAACCGGCUCAGCUUUGGGCAGUACUCGCGGCGCAUUGUGCAGCCGCUGGAGGGCGAUGAGAGCAUCAUCCACGAGGAGGCCACCACAGUGCAAUACUUUCUCAAGGUGGUGCCCACAGAGAUCCAUCAGACGUUCACCACGAUCAAUACCUUUCAAUAUGCCGUAACCGAGAAUGUACGGAAGUUAGACUCCGAGCGGAACUCCUACGGCUCGCCGGGCAUUUACUUCAAGUACGACUGGUCGGCGCUGAAGAUAGUCGUGAGAAAUGAUCGCGACCAUCUGGUAAACUUUGUUAUUCGCCUUUGUUCCAUUAUAUCGGGUAUUAUUGUCAUCUCGGGCUGCAUUAACGCCCUGCUGCUCUGCUUGCAUCGUUGCCUCCUGCGCACCUUUGCCCCGAACCUCUACCAGCGCCUGGGCAAGACCCCGUCCAGUGCAGCGGCGGCUGCCGCCCCGGUGCUGGCUGCGACGGCAGCGCCACAGCCAGCGGUGCCCAUCAACGAGCUGCUGCAGACGGCCAACAGGAUGGCCAACGUGGAUAUCUCGGCGUACCUGCCCACGGCCCAGCCCAAGUCUGGCCUCUAGAUCGGAUCGGCCCAAGUGGAAUCUCCCCCCCAAGUCUAUACAACUCCCAAAUCUCUCCAUCUCCUCUUCAAAUAUUUUAUUAAGCUCGCCAAAAAAAAAAAGCAGGAAAAACUAACGAAAUAUGAAACAUUUGUUAUUGUACAUAAA